AUGCCUUUGAAGGUGGUGCCUCUGGCUGAUAUCACAAGAACAUCCACCUCAAAAUAUUACCACACACCCGGUAUUCGUCGAUCAUAUAUUGGUUACACGAAGACUCAGUUAGAGGAAUGUUUGGCUGCAAUUCGAGCAAAAGACCUCACUCAGCAGGAUGCUUCAGAGUUUUAUAAAAUACCUUGCAGUACUAUAAAAUAUAAAUUAGCUAAUAAGUCUAACAAAAACCCAGGCAGACAACCAACUUUCACUGACAGUGAAGAGGCUUUAUUUGUUAAACACAUAUCUACAUUAUCUGAAUGUGGCUUUUCAUUUAGUAAUUUGGAUAUAAAAAUAGUUAUAAGAGAUUAUCUAAAUUCGCGAAAUAGAACAGUACCGCUAUUUCGAAAUAAUAUUCCAGGCAAAGACUGGCUAAAAUCUUUCCUCGAUAGACAUCAGUCGUUAUAUCGACGUCGAGUAAAUGGCAGAGCUCACGUUUCUGAAGUUAGUGUUACGGAUUUUCUUGAACAAGUUAGCAAUGUUAUAGAAAAUGUAGAACCAGGAAAUAUUUAUAGCUAUGACGAGAUAAGUUUUGGCGACGAUCUUCUCAAAAAUACUAAUGUAUGGAGGCGGAAAACUAAAUAUCCCGACAUCAAAACUGAUGCGCUUGAGGCUUGUUUCACAGUCAUGUUUUGUGGUAAUGCUGAGGGAGAGGCCAUUCCACCACUAAUCAUUUCUAAAUCAGAACAUCGCUGCUCAACUUGGGCAGAAAAUGGUCCGGUUGGUGCGUCGUAUAGCAGCACAAAAUACGGGUGGAUCGAUGUGAUAACUUUUGAGAACUGGUUUCUUAGUCAUUUACUACCAAUCCUUAGGAAAAGAAAAGGUCGAAAAGUUGUGAUUGGAGAUAGUCUCUCAUCACACAUUAGCUUAAAAGUGUUAUCUGCAAGUGAAAAGGAAAACAUUAGGUUUAUGUGCUUACCGCCUAAUUCGAUUCACGUGCUGCAACCUCUGGAAAAUGUUUAUUAUCAACCAUUACAACAAAUUUGGUUUGAACUGUUACUAAGCUGGAAAAUAUUUAAAAUUAAAGGCAAUGCGGCAACAACAAUGAAAGCUGAUUUUCCUUGUUUAUUGCGUGCAGCCUUAGAUUUAUUACCAGAUAUAAAGGAAAACCUAAUUAAUGGUUUUAAAGAAACUGGCAUAUAUCCUUUGAGCACACAGGAACCUUUGAAAAGACUAAAUAAAAUUCGGAUUGCAAAUUUAAAAAGGAGAAAAAUAGAGCAUCGACAAUACUACUCCGAACAAUCUGGCUAUGUUUCUGAACCUCUCGAAGAAGGAUCAUACAGUUGGCAAAUUGAGGCACCAAACUCCAGUAAAGAGUUUUAUCUGGAUUAUGAGGACAAUAUUUCAUCGCCAAUGAGUUGUAACGAUUGGGAAGCUAGCGCCGAACCUUCGAAUGAUGUCUGUCUUGUUGUUGUGAAUGGAGAUGAUAUUCUCUUAGUUCAGUUCCAACAAAGUAAUUCAUUAAAGAAUCUCCUCAAUAUCAAGCAGAAAGUACAAGACAUAGACAAAGAGUUCAUGGAAAUAAAUAAAAAUCCUAAACCUAGUCCAAGUGUACCGAAAGAGAAACCUCCUCGGGAAAAGAAAGAAAAGUCGAAACCAGUAACUAAAGAAGACGUAUCAAAAGUUGCAGAAGCCGUUGUUGGAAUGGACUUAUAG
Arctia plantaginis is the source of this 1695-nucleotide messenger RNA. The record is from the annotation of a GenBank genome assembly. Lineage: Eukaryota; Metazoa; Arthropoda; Insecta; Lepidoptera; Erebidae.